CUAGUUGCUGUCCCUACACUAGGAUUAAGAAACUCUCCUCUCUCUAUGCUUUAGCGCUCAACCGCCCUCCCUUUUCCUCCUUCUUCUCCCGCAGUGCGUUAACCGGCACAUCCCUACACGAGAGGCAUAAAUGCGCUCAACACCCCACCAGCCAAUCAAGAGCCGGUUAACGCACUGCGGGGAGAGAGAGAGCGAGAGCACUAAGCAUAGAGAGAGGAGUUUCCUGAUCCUAGUGUGGGAGCAGCAACUAGUGACAGCCUUUGUUUGGUAAGAGCCAGAAGCUCAGAGCUAACCCUGUUUUAUGAGAGUGGACCGUACAGAGGACAUUACAACCCUCCCUUGAUUUAGCUUCAAGGGAAGGAGCUUGGUCAUCAAGUCAAGUGAGGGUAUUAGGGAUGGUGCAGACUCGACAAACCGGCUUCGUUGUUAACACUUGGGGGUGUGCAGAGGAGAGUCCUUGGGAUUAAGGGCUGGAGGAAGGCUUUCGGCUGGCUGGUGGUAAUCUUUACAGAGAACAAGGAGAGGCUGAUGUGACCACAGAGUACACCAAUGGCUUCUCCACCCCCCCCACCCCCUCCAACCUCAGUGCCUAUGUCCAACAUGGCCUCUAAGAUGGAGGAGGAAGAGGAAGGUAUGAAGUUUGACUUUGACAACAGUGAUGAAGAGUGCAGUACGACACCAGCGAACUCUGUCUCUACCAUGGCCAAGGGCUUUGAAGCCACUGUGAUGGCGGGGCUUGCAUCAAAAAGGAACACAAUGGGCCCUAGUUCUGCCCAAGACCCAACAGUAAAGCCAAGGCUCAAUGGAUGGCCGUCUGUUGGAAAGGAGGACCAGAGCAUGCAUUCACUCCCUCAUUCCAAUAGCUCAGAGAUGGCUGGAAGAAGGUCUCCUGAGGGCCGCUCUGAGCUGGGACUGUCAGGAGACACAGAGGGCUCUGGGAGAAGAAAUAGCAUUUAUGAAGUUCAGGCACCGUAUGGAGCCACCUCAGCCAAGGAGUGGUUCAGUGUGGUCUCAGAGCUCACUCUGCGACUGCAUAAAGGGAAACCUCCCCCUAUUCCUGAUGUAGGAGGUCCAGGUGAUGCAGCAAGUCCUGAAAAUGAAAAUGUGUCUAGUCCAGAGGGCCUGCAAAGUCCAGAUGGUCUGGCCUGCACAGACAGCCCACCCAGCCCCACCAGUCCCGAUAACGUCAUGACCGAUCCAACCCUCCGCCAUGACAUGACCAACUCGACCAGCCCUGAUGACAUCAUCAUGACUAGUCCAGAGGCCAUCUUUAGGACCAGUCGUCCAGAGGUCAUCUAUGAUGACGUGCCCUGUGAGAGCCUCCUCUCUCCUCUGGAAGAUGACAUCUACGAGGACGUCCAGAGGCCAGAAAGCCAUCAUGGCACCAACAACGGCUGGAGCGACAGUGAGUUUGAGAGCUAUGAUGAGCAGUCAGACAGCGAGACCAAAAUACCCACUGUUGCCCGAAGCAGUAGUAAGCUUUCUCAGGACAUGUGGCGACUGAAAGAGCGCUGUGCCAAGACCAAGCAGGAUCUGGCCAUGCGCAGCUGUGACUUCAAGGUCCAGAUGCUGAUGAAAGCAGCGAGAAAUGGCACCAAGGACGGACUGGAAAAGACUAAGUUAGCUAUGAUGCGUAAAGUCUCUUUCCUGCAGAAAAAAGAAACCGCGGAGGAGAGUGAUGAUGACGCUGGUUAUCUGGACGUGAUGGUGUCUGAAGUGAAGCACCCACCGCCCCAGCUGAGCCCUAUGCCAAAGGGGCUUAGCACCCAACAGAUUAUCAGACGCCACAUCGUUGGUUCCAUUGUACAAAGUGAGAGGAGUUAUGUGGACUCUCUCAAGAGAAUCUUAGUGGAGUACCAGAAGCCCUUGCUUGAGCCAGAGGCCCGGAUCCUGAGCGAUAAGAAGGUGCGGCCCAUAUUUUACCGGCUGCGGGAGAUCCUGCAGUGCCACUCAAUGUUCCAAAUCGCCCUGGCAUCCCGUGUGGCCGAGUGGGACCUCAGUGAGAAGAUCGGAGACCUCUUUGUGGCCUCGUUUUCCAAGUCAAUGGUACUAGACGUGUACAGCGACUACGUCAACAACUUCACUAACGCUAUGGCGCUCAUCAAGAAAGCCUGCAUUUCCAAGCCAGCUUUCCUGGAGUUUCUCAAGAAGAAGCAAGUGUCAAGUCCUGACAGAAUCACUCUUUAUGGCCUUAUGGUUAAACCAAUCCAGCGCUUCCCUCAGUUCAUCCUGCUGCUACAGGACAUGCUGAAGAACACUCCCCGGGCCCACCCUGACCGCCUGCCCCUGCAGUUGGCCCUCACUGAGCUGGAGACGUUGGCCGAGAGGCUGAACGAGCAGAAACGAGUCGCUGACCAGGUCGCUGAAAUCCAGCAGCUGGCACGCAGCAUUGGUGACCGUCAACUGAGCAAGCUCUUGAACUCAGACCAGAGGCAGCUGAUACUGUGUGAGGUACUGAUUGAGACAGUGUACGGGGAGAAAGGACAGGUCCUUAAGUCCAAGGAGCGCAAAGUUUUCCUGCUGAACGACACCCUCAUCUGUGCAAACAUCAACGUCAAAUAUGAGAAUCACGGCAUUGAUAGUGUCAUAAAUGAACAAAGGGGUCCCCCUGAUAUCAGCAGUCUAGUUCCCAUUGGUCCUAAAUACACAGUGAAGUGGAGUGCCCCCUUGCUGCAGACGCAGGUAGUGGAGGUGGGACAGGAGAGCUUCCAGAGCAAAGAUACUGGGAAACGGCCAAACGUUGCUAAUGUUCCAGGUAAAGUGUUCCUGGGCCCUCCCAGACUGUACCAGGAGCUGGAGGAGCUACAACACGACCUGUAUGUGGUUGAAAACAUCACCCUGCUGGUGGGGACUUUACAAGGCACCUACCAGAACCUGAACACAACAGUAGGGCAGGACUGGUGCCUUGCACUGCAGAGGCUCAUCCACAUCAAAGAUGAACAGAUCCAGUGUGCCAACAAGUGCCGCCUGCGGCUGGCUGUGCCAGGCAAGCCUGACAAAUCUGGACGACCGGUCAGUUUCAUGGUGGUUUUCAACACUCCCAGUCCCCUCAGCAAGAUCUCCUGGGUCAACCGCCUACACCUCGCCAAGAUAGCCAAGAGGGAAGAGAACACGCCAGGCUGGGUGUUUGCAGAGGAUGAUGGGAAGACUAGACAUCCAUUUUGGUGUCCCCUGCUAGCCUGCCGACUUCCCAUCUUCUCCUCCAAAACACAAGACCAAAAGCUGGAGACUGCCCUUCACAACCCGGUCCAAUGUGCCCUGCUGGCAUUCUCUGCAGCCAGCACCUCUCUGCCGCAGGGCUACCUUUGGGUGGCCAGUGGAGGUGACCGCAACCAUGGUCAAGUGGAAAUCUUCUCUCUGAACCGCUCCAUGCCGCGCAUGGUCAAGUCCAUCCAGAUGGGGGCGCCAGUCCUGUGUCUGGAUCACGUGAUGGAGCCUUGUCCCACAGAGGAGGAAGGGGAAGGGGAGGCUGCUGUCAAGAGCACAGCCAGGACUGGCAACACCAUCUGUAUAGGCCUGCAGGAUGGCAACAUUCAUGUGUACGGUACCGUGGACACUUCGACCCAGUGCCUGCUGACCUUCUCCAACCCAGACAGUUGUCCAGUUCUGUGCCUGAAACACUCUGCCUCCUUCCUGUUCGCUGGGCUGGGGAAUGGAAAAGUGUCUGUUUAUGCUCGGAAGAGUGGAGAGGGGCUGUGGGACCCUGACUCGUGCAGGCUGGUGACUGUGGGCAGUGGCCCCAUCCGCACCCUCCUAACCCUAGAGAAUGCUGUGUGGGCCAGCUGUGCCAACCACGUCACCGUCAUCCAGGGCUCCAGCCUCCACACACAGAGUUUUGACGCGCACCCUGAGCCACUGGUCAGUGUGAGUCACAUGGUGCGGGCGGGGGGAGGGGUGUGGAUGGCCUUCUCCGAGGGCUCAUCCAUCCGCCUGUUCCACACGGAGACACUGGAGCACCUGCAGGAGAUCAACAUCUCCACACGCUCCACCUUCCUCAGCCCAGGGCAGCAGGGCAGCGUCCGGGUCACCAGCCUACUCAUUUGCCAGGGGCUGCUGUGGGUGGGCACUGCCCAGGGCAUCAUCGUCACCCUGCCCGUGCCCAAACUGGAGGGGAUCCCCAAAAUAACAGGUAAAGGGAUGACGUCUCUAAACGCUCACUGUGGCCCUGUGGAUUUCCUUGUGGUCACCUCCAGCACCCUGUCCCCAGACAUGCUCAAACGGGAUUCUGUCUGCGAGACUGCCGACCAGGCCAAUGGGGGAGCGGGAGGAGGAGAGGGUGGGGAGCGGAGGAAUGAAUUGUCCCAGGAGUCACUCUCACAACCUGACUGCUCCUCCCCUCAGGGAGAGCCCUCCAAGGCCAAGGGAAUGCUGCUUCAGUAUCGCCUCCGCUCAACCACCCAGCUGCCCGGCAAGCUGCUGACAGCCGAACCCGACCAGAGCCCAUGUGACGCCCCACCGGAGACCCCGGAGCACAGCCCUGAGGACGGCUCUAUCUAUGAGCUGAGCGAGGACCCUGAGGUAUGGGUACGGGGGCAGCCCCCGGCCAGGGAGGGGCGUGGGAAGGACAAGGUGACCUCGGCUGCCGUCUUCUCCGGAGGCAGGGGGUUCCGUCGACUUGGGGAGGAGACUAUAGCAGCCAAUGGGGACCCAGAUGAAAGUACGCUCAUGGUUUGGCAACUCCCACUAACAGUGAGUCCAUGAGGAUACAAGACUGUUUGGACGAGACGAGAGCUGGCUCCGCAGGCUCCUCCCACUCGCCUGAUGUAUUGCGUGCUCUAUGAAGAAGAGACUAUUAAACAAUAUAUAUUCAGGAUGACUAGACUGUCAUGAAGGGCUAUACAGGAUGGUACAUUCCUCUACCACCUUGGUGGUUGGAUUUCUGGAUUGAGUCUGAGGGAGUAGUGGUGUGCUGCAAACUGUGUUUGACAUGUUUCAGGACCUCACACACACUCCUCCCAGCAGAUGCUUCUUCAGUCUGGCAGAUCUAGACCAGGGGGUCUCGUCAAAUGGAAUUUGAGGAGGUUCACUCAACAUGAUUUUGCAUUUUGCACAUUCUUGAAAAAAGUAUAAUUGACAAGUGAUUGAAAAGUGACAGUUACGAAUGUUAGAUUUCGAUUUUCUUGUUGUCACUCUAAUUGACUCCUAUUGCCAGUGUAUCAUGUGUGUUGCUAACACAAAACAUGUUAAUGUUAAUGUUAGGGUGUAUGGGAGGAUGUUUAUAAAGUACUUCUAAACUCUUUACAC
Oncorhynchus nerka (sockeye salmon) is the source of this 5244-nucleotide messenger RNA. RefSeq names its product rho guanine nucleotide exchange factor 10-like protein. Gene Ontology annotation, biological process: positive regulation of stress fiber assembly; SREBP signaling pathway; actin cytoskeleton organization. NCBI's taxonomy places the organism in Eukaryota, Metazoa, Chordata, Actinopteri, Salmoniformes, Salmonidae. The transcript is spliced from 29 exons. Bases 550 to 4701 code for a protein of 1383 amino acids. Gene Ontology annotation, molecular function: guanyl-nucleotide exchange factor activity; protein binding. The record is from RefSeq and is a predicted model, not a curated record. Gene Ontology annotation, cellular component: cytosol.